Messenger RNA from Peniophora sp. CBMAI 1063, 567 nucleotides. The record is from the annotation of a GenBank genome assembly. Lineage: Eukaryota; Fungi; Basidiomycota; Agaricomycetes; Russulales; Peniophoraceae.
AUGUCUACCCAGCUGAGCACAGCUACGCUCACCCCCCUCUUGCCCGGCCCUCGCAUUACGCGGGGUUCUCUCACUACACCGCCGGCACGUGGUGAUCACCGUGGGUCCACUGCCAAUAAUGACCACGCCGGCGCCACUGGCGAUCAGACCCCUAUCGGUACAGUCAGCCAGGCGAUGUAUUAUGUCAUUCAUCUGAUGGUAGACUCAGCGCUCUUUCGCGACAUCGCCCAGCGUCUCGAGAACAUGAGCCAGAGCCUUUCGAAGCAGACCGCCGCCCUCGGCGACCAGAGCGAAGACGUUGUCGAGGUGCAACUGGCCAUCGACACUGAUCAGUUGAAGUCACUCCAUUUUCUCGGCCUUCAACUCGACAACGUCGAGGAGACGAUCAAGAUCGAGAAGGUGGAGCUCUCUCAUACUUUCGACAAGGGCUUUGAGGACCUUGGCGAUGCCUUGGACAAGACCUUUCAGGCCACGCGGGAGCAGAACGACAUGCUUCUCCGUACGAUCGAGGAGCACCGCCAGCGGUUCUCCGACAAGCGCCGCGCAGUGAAGGCCGUCAAAGGCUAA